Messenger RNA from Penicillium taxi, 540 nucleotides. RefSeq lists its product as uncharacterized. The transcript is spliced from 2 exons. Bases 1 to 540 code for a protein of 179 amino acids. NCBI's taxonomy places the organism in Eukaryota, Fungi, Ascomycota, Eurotiomycetes, Eurotiales, Aspergillaceae. The record is from RefSeq and is a predicted model, not a curated record.
AUGCUUCUUCACACGAUCCUUAGACCCUUUGUGCUAGUGAUGACUUUGGUGUCUCUCACCUUAGCGGCCUCCUUUGAUCACACGCAAACUUUCACGGACUUGCGAUCCCUCCGGAGUCGCAUAGACUCUAUCAACGACUGCCUAGAAACCUUUGAUGGAGGUAUCCUGAAGUCUGUCAGCUGUGGAAAAGCUCUGUACGAUCUAUUGGGGGCCAGUGCUAGUAUGCGAUCGCAGUAUGAAAGUUCCGGUGCAAUCUCCAGUGACCAACUUCCUGAGUUCUUUGAAAAUUACCACGCUAUGCAGUCCAGUGCGCGGAAAGCUCUGAAGUCUGCCGCCUCCAAGAGCUCUCAGUUUGAUUCGGCAGGAUUCACUGUAUUUGCUCAAAGUAUCAUCGAGAGCUUCUCCAGCCAGCGAGCUGCGCUAGAAAAGUUGACCACCGAAAGGGUUCCAACAGUCAAUCACUCCAUGAUUGCUGGGCCCUCUGACAGUUUGGAUGCUGAGUUUCGAAGUGCCCUUCAUGGGAUGUCAGGUGGUGUCUGA